This is a messenger RNA of Postia placenta MAD-698-R-SB12, 901 nucleotides long. RefSeq lists its product as hypothetical. NCBI's taxonomy places the organism in Eukaryota, Fungi, Basidiomycota, Agaricomycetes, Polyporales, Adustoporiaceae. The transcript has 6 exons. The record is from RefSeq and is a predicted model, not a curated record. Gene Ontology annotation, cellular component: intracellular anatomical structure. Gene Ontology annotation, molecular function: oxidoreductase activity, acting on NAD(P)H, oxygen as acceptor. The coding region runs from base 90 to 815 and encodes 241 amino acids.
CCGCCGAGCCUACUCUUUUCCAGAAAGAGUUCUCGCUGGGGGACCGUGUCGCGCUGGUCACUGGGGCCAACCGUGGACUCGGACUGGAGAUGGCAAUGACUCUAGUCGAGGCAGGUUGUCGCGCCGUGUACUGCGUCGACCUUCCGCAGAGCCCCGGUGAAGAGUUUACGAAAGUGAAACAGUAUGUCGAGAACAUGAAGGGGAUCAAUGGCAGAAUGGAAUACAUCAGCGCGGACGUUCGAGACCAGGCUACAAUGUGGAAAAUCGGCAAAACUAUUGGAGACAAGGAGGGCCGCAUGGACGUCUGUGUCGCCGCCGCCGGUAUCCUCAAGCCCGACAUCGAUUGCUUGGAGUAUCCGGCAGAUGUCUUUGAGAAUACGAUAGAUGUGAAUGUAUGCGGCGUGCUCUACACAGCCCAGGCGGCAGGCCGCGAGAUGGAACGUUUCGGGAACGGAGGCAGCAUCAUCCUCAUCGCCAGCAUGAGCGGCAGCAUCACGAACAUGCAUCAGCACUGGGUAUCAUACAACACGUCCAAGUCGGCGGUGUUGCAGAUGGGCCGCAGCAUGGCGUGCGAGCUGGCUCAAAAGGGCAUCCGAGUCAACACCCUCAGCCCGGGCUACAUCUACACCAAACUGACCGGUCUCUUCGUCGACUCUCAACCGGGCUUGCUCGAGAAGUGGUCAAGCCAGAACCCCUCUGGACGGCUCGGCCGCCCGGACGAAUUGAGAGGAGUCGUCACCUGGCUUGCGAGCGACGCAAGCACCUACUGCAACGGGAGCGAUAUCAUCGUGGACGGCGGACAUCGCGCAUGGUAGGCACUCCGCGGUCUUUACGUUCUCAUGACAUUGUCAUUAUUGUAUCAUUAUCGCAAUCAUUGCCUAAGAGCGUUUUCAUUGUCUAA